This is a messenger RNA of Amoebophrya sp. A25, 274 nucleotides long. Lineage: Eukaryota; Dinophyceae; Syndiniales; Amoebophryaceae. The record is from the annotation of a GenBank genome assembly.
UUUCAAUACCUGUGGGCUGUCUCGGUGAGUAGACUACCUUGCAUAUAUUAUAACAGCGAUCUACAGGAUGAAGACUUGUUACACCAAUGCUCGCAUUUUGACAUGCGAUCACCGUGAGGACAUAUCUGCGCGAGUGACGACACUACGUCACGCAAGGUCAUUUACCGUAGAUGGAGCCACUGGACGGAUUGCGGAUAUACAGUUUGAGGAGGAGGAGGGAAAGUUGCCUUUAGAAUCAGACCCAGACGGCUCGAUUACGAUCACUGACUUAGGG